Capra hircus (goat) is the source of this 1821-nucleotide messenger RNA. The record is from the annotation of a RefSeq genome assembly. NCBI's taxonomy places the organism in Eukaryota, Metazoa, Chordata, Mammalia, Artiodactyla, Bovidae.
AUAAACCUGUUUUCUUCUCUUGCACUAACCACCCUAACCCUAUUAACCGCACCCAUCAUAAUAACCAACCUCAAUAUCUACAAAUCCACCAACUACCCACUUUAUGUAAAAACGGUCGUUUCAUAUGCCUUUAUCACUAGCAUAGUCCCCACAAUAAUAUUCAUUUAUACAGGACAAGAAAUAGUCAUUUCAAACUGACACUGACUAUCUAUCCAAACCCUUAAAUUAUCGCUCAGCUUCAAGAUAGACUAUUUUUCAGUAAUAUUUGUCCCAGUAGCACUAUUCGUUACAUGAUCCAUUAUAGAAUUCUCAAUGUGAUACAUACACUCAGACCCCAACAUCAACCAAUUCUUCAAAUAUUUACUCCUAUUUCUCAUCACAAUACUCAUCCUCGUCACCGCAAAUAAUCUCUUCCAACUAUUUAUCGGCUGAGAAGGAGUCGGAAUCAUAUCAUUCUUACUGAUCGGAUGGUGAUAUGGACGAACAGACGCAAACACAGCAGCCUUACAGGCGAUUCUAUAUAACCGCAUUGGAGACAUUGGGUUUAUCCUAACAAUAGCAUGAUUUCUAAUCAACCUUAACACUUGAGAUCUCCAACAAAUCUUUAUACUAAAGCCAGAAAACUCAAACCUACCCCUGAUAGGACUAACUCUAGCUGCAGCUGGAAAAUCUGCGCAAUUUGGCCUACACCCAUGACUACCCUCCGCAAUAGAAGGCCCAACACCCGUUUCAGCAUUACUCCACUCAAGUACAAUAGUAGUAGCAGGCAUUUUUCUACUAAUCCGCUUUCAUCCACUAACAGAAAAUAACAAAUUUGCCCAAUCUAUUAUACUAUGCCUAGGAGCCAUUACUACACUAUUUACAGCAAUAUGUGCUCUUACCCAAAAUGACAUUAAAAAAAUCGUCGCCUUCUCCACAUCCAGUCAACUUGGCCUUAUAAUAGUAACAAUUGGAAUUAACCAACCCUACCUAGCAUUCCUCCACAUCUGCACCCAUGCCUUCUUCAAAGCCAUGCUAUUCAUAUGCUCCGGCUCUAUUAUCCACAACCUAAACAACGAACAAGACAUUCGAAAAAUGGGAGGCCUAUUUAAAGCAAUACCAUUCACCACAACAGCCCUCAUUAUUGGCAGCCUUGCACUAACAGGAAUACCUUUCCUCACCGGAUUCUAUUCCAAAGACUUAAUCAUUGAAUCCGCCAACACGUCGUAUACCAACGCCUGAGCCCUCUUAAUAACAUUAAUCGCCACCUCCUUUACAGCUGUCUACAGUACUCGAAUUAUCUUCUUCGCACUCCUAGGACAGCCCCGAUUCCCAACUCUCAUCAACAUUAAUGAAAACAACCCGUUCCUAAUAAACUCAAUCAAACGCUUACUAAUCGGAAGUCUCUUCGCAGGAUUUUUCAUCUCCAACAAUAUCCCCCCAAUAACAAUUCCCCAAAUCACUAUACCCCACUAUCUAAAAAUAACCGCCCUAGCAGUUACAAUCCUAGGCUUUAUUUUAGCACUAGAAACCGCUAACAUAACUCACCACCUAAAAUUUAACUACUCAUCAAACAUAUUCAAAUUCUCCAACCUACUAGGAUAUUAUCCCACAAUCAUACACCGCUUAACCCCCUACAUAAACUUAACAAUAAGUCAAAAAUCAGCAUCCUCUCUCCUAGAUCUAAUCUGACUAGAAACUAUUCUACCAAAAACCAUCUCACAAGCCCAGAUAAAAAUAGCUACCACAACAACAAACCAAAAAGGCCUAAUUAAGCUAUACUUCCUUUCCUUCCUGGUUACAAUCCUUGUCAGCACAAUUCUAUUUAAUUUCCACGAGUAA